AUGGCUUCCAGAACCUAUAAGCAUUAUCAUGAUGAUGAUUUUAAAGCCAAAGAGUUUGUUGAAACUAACUUUGCUGAUGAACAAAACAGCAUAAUGGAGGAAAACAUUGGCCAUCCAGCGAAAAUACUGCAUGAACUGUUUUCUUCAGGACAAGUUACAGGAGAAAUAUUGAUCGAUAUUAGUGUUGGGGCUAUAAUCUACCAGCUCUUAUCAGCCAGCAAUGUUUUCAAGAAGAUCUAUGUGAUGGAAUUCACAGAUGCCAAUAUCAAACACUUCAAGCAAUGGCUGGAGAAGGGUGAAGAUGCCACUGACUGGUCAUUUGCUUCCAAACGAGUUUGUGAACUUCAAGGCAAUAGAGAUGGAUGGCAGGACCAGGAAGAGAAAGUGAGAAGAGCGAUUAAAAAUGUUGUUAAAUGGGAUAUCUUUAAAAAUAGUUGUAUAGAUCCCCAACUUGUACCCAUGGCUGAUUGUGUCAUCAGUCUCUGGAUAAUAAAUGCAAUUAGUAAAACCAAGGAAGAUUUCCAGAAGAACGUGAAAAGUUUCACAUCACGGCUUAAGAUCGGUGGACAUCUGCUGCUCUUUACUGUGCUGGGUAUGACCUACUAUAGAGUGGGGAAGCACAAGCACUUUGUCCUUACAGUGGAUGAAGCUUUUGUACGAGAGGCAGUGAUUAAUGCUGGGUUUGUCAUUGAGAAGACAGAUUUGUGGAAUGGUAUAGCAGAGUCUGAUAUUGUUGAUUACAAGAAGGUGUUUUUCAUCCUUGCUCGCAAGGAAAGAGAGGUCUAAAAGUGGAAAAUAAGAAGAAUAACAUUUCAACUGACUCAUAUAUCUGUUUAUUACCCCUUUCACACCGCACAAAUAACCCGGUAUCGACCCGGUAUAUUGCCGGGUCGAGGCGGGUCACUAUGCGGUGUGAAUGGGUCAGUGUUGAAUUUCCGGGUCGCCUGUCCCAGUAAUUAUUACCGGGUCAGGUGCAGGGUUUCCUGGGUUGAUGCGACCUGGGACCCAUUUACAGCAUAGAGAGAGGUGGUGCAGAGAUGAUCUCAUCUCCUAGUGCUGCCUCCACCCCCGACCCGAUGAUGUCGUGGUCCCUGCCCCGAUGGCAACCCGACUCGGCAAUAUGCAGGGUCGGGAAGCCAGUUCUCAAGGUCCAAUGCCGGGUUGCACCCGGGAAGGACCCGUUUCCAAUUCCCAGGUGCGACCCGGCAUUAGCGAUCUGAAAGCGGUAUAAGUUACUCCCUUGUUAUCUGAGCUAUAUUAAUGUUACCGGUAUACCAGUUCCCCUAUGUAUUGGCAAUCUCUGCUGGAGAGAUAUACAGUACACUCAUGUACCAGAGAUACUGAGACAGCCACUUCCAUUCGCAGUACAUGCCCUGCACCCAGCAUUAAAUGGUAUUUUGCACAAUUGAAAUAAAUAUGCAGUAGCCUUGGGAUGUAGUUAAAUUGCUGGCAGUCAGGAUCCCGGCGGUCAGGAUACCGACGCCGGAAUCCCGACUGCUGACAAUGCUGCCAGCCGGAAUACCGACUCAUAGGGGCUAUUCCCACUCAUGGGUGUCCACAACACCCAUAGAGUGGGAAUAGAACCUGUGGCAAGCCUAGCGACACACCGAGUCCGCAAGGGGCUUUCUAACACUCGCCCCGAUGCCGUUGUCUGUAUACUGACAGCCGGCAUCCUGACCGUUGGUAAUUUAUUCUGAUCCCGCAGCUUUCAGUAUAACAGAUGCUCAUUAAUGUUAUUGAGGUUUUGUUGGCCUUAAGGGAUAAAUCAUAGAUGAAAUUAAAGUUGAUUUAAUGUGAAUUAUAUACCUCUGCUGUUAGCCCUCCAUAAAAAAAAUAAAAGUAUUGUUUGAAA
Pseudophryne corroboree (corroboree frog) is the source of this 1852-nucleotide messenger RNA. RefSeq names its product indolethylamine N-methyltransferase-like. NCBI's taxonomy places the organism in Eukaryota, Metazoa, Chordata, Amphibia, Anura, Myobatrachidae. Gene Ontology annotation, molecular function: N-methyltransferase activity. Gene Ontology annotation, cellular component: cytosol. The record is from RefSeq and is a predicted model, not a curated record. The transcript is spliced from 3 exons. The coding region runs from base 1 to 786 and encodes 261 amino acids.